AACAAUCAUCGUAUGACAAGUAUCAAAACACUUAACAAAAAUAAAUAAACAAUCCCAUUCUUCCAUAAUUUCAUCCGAAACGAUUUGGAAAGUUGGUAUUUUGAUAGCACCAAACAAGUAAGGAGAAGAACCCAUCGUCGUCAUCCAUCAAUGGCGAGCAGGAGAUGUUUGCAGCGUGCGCUGAGCACAACGAGCUUGAAGAACGGUAUGAUUUGGAGGAGCUUCGGUGCUGUCCCUCAAGCCACCACCCCUUCAUCUUCUCAGGAGCUCAUCAACUCGGAAUAUCAAUACAGCGCCCACAAUUACCACCCAAUUCCCGUUGUGUUCUCUCAAGGAAAGGGAUCAUGUAUACAGGACCCAGAGGGAAACAGAUAUCUGGACUUUCUUUCAGCUUACUCUGCUGUUAAUCAGGGACAUUGCCAUCCAAAAAUCAUGAAGGCAUUACAAGAACAGGCAGAAAGGCUAACUCUUAGUUCUCGGGCUUUCUACAAUGAUAGAUUUCCAAUAUUUGCCGAGUAUCUAACAAGCAUGUUUGGCUAUGACAUGGUGCUACCUAUGAACACUGGUGCUGAAGCUGUGGAAACAGCUUUAAAGGUGGCAAGGAAAUGGGGUCACGAGGAGAAAAAAAUUCCAAAAGAUGAGGCUAUUAUUGUCUCGUGUUGUGGCUGCUUCCAUGGUCGUACUUUGGCAGUCAUCUCCAUGAGCUGUGACAAUGAAGCUACCCGUGGUUUUGGACCCUUGUUGCCUGGACAUCUUAAAGUUGAUUUUGGUGAUGCAGCUGGCCUUGAAAAAGUUUUCAAAGAGAAUGGAGACCGCAUAGCCGGAUUUCUCUUUGAACCCAUUCAAGGAGAGGCUGGGGUUAUAAUUCCUCCAGUCGGUUAUUUGAAAACUGUUAGAGAUCUAUGCUCGAAAUAUAAUAUUUUGAUGAUCGCUGAUGAAAUACAAUCUGGUUUAGCACGGUCAGGGAAAAUGCUUGCUGUUGAUUGGGAAGAAGUUCGCCCAGAUGUAGUGAUACUAGGAAAAGCAUUAGGUGGUGGAGUGAUACCCGUAAGUGCGGUGCUUGCGGACAAAGACGUAAUGCUUUGUAUCCGACCCGGAGAGCAUGGAAGCACCUUUGGGGGUAAUCCGUUGGCCAGUGCAGUCGCUGUUGCCGCACUAGAUGUUAUCAGAGAUGAGAAGCUUGCUGAAAGAUCAGCCGAAAUGGGACAGGAGCUUAGGAAUCAGCUUGUCAAGAUUCAGCAGCAAUUCCCAAACUACAUAAAGGAAGUUCGAGGAAGAGGUUUGUUCAACGCUGUGGAGCUCAAUAGCAAGAAUCUGUCCCCUGUUUCUGCUUACGAUAUCUGCCUACAGUUGAAGGAGAGAGGAGUUCUUGCCAAGCCAACACACGAUACUAUUAUCCGAUUGACUCCUCCGCUCUCCAUAAGUUUGGAGGAAGUCCAAGAAGGAUCAAAAGCACUUUCUGAUGUUCUGGAACAUGAUCUACCAAAGAUGCAGAAGGAAAAGCCCGAGAACUCCUCGUCGACUGCUUCUAACAUAUGCGACCGUUGUGGGCGAAACCUGUAUGAUUCUACACACAACAAUCACUGAAUCAUAUGUCCUUGUGAGUCCUAAGAAUUUACCUUUUUCCUUUCAAACUACAUCCUUUCUCAAUAAAGUACCAUCUGUCCAAAUAUCUAGCCUGACUUGGAUGAUAAGUAACUUCAGUUUAUUUAGGUUUCGAUCACCAACAGUGUGUAUGGACAUGUACUGUCAAAGCUCUUGGAUUCUUUUUCUUUU
This is a messenger RNA of Pyrus x bretschneideri (Chinese white pear), 1776 nucleotides long. Its product is annotated as ornithine aminotransferase, mitochondrial-like. Gene Ontology annotation, molecular function: L-ornithine transaminase activity; identical protein binding; pyridoxal phosphate binding. Gene Ontology annotation, cellular component: cytoplasm. The record is from RefSeq and is a predicted model, not a curated record. Lineage: Eukaryota; Viridiplantae; Streptophyta; Magnoliopsida; Rosales; Rosaceae.